Molecule: messenger RNA, 453 nt
Organism: Porites evermanni
Lineage: Eukaryota; Metazoa; Cnidaria; Anthozoa; Scleractinia; Poritidae
Source: the annotation of a GenBank genome assembly
AUGGAUAAGUUUAUACAGAUUGGAGAAAAGUUUGGGUUGGAUGAAGAAAAACUGCUCGAGUUUGUGCGGGAGCAACUGAAGUUAGAAGAGGAAAAAAAAGAAAAACGUUGAAAACUUGAGGAGGAAGGAAGGAGGGAAGAGGAAGAGAAAGAAGAAAAACGUAGACAAUUGGAAGAGGAAAAAGAAGAAAAACUUAGACAAUUGGAAGAGGAAAGAGAAGAAAAGUAUAGGCAGUUAGACGAAGAAAAAGAAGAGAGACGUCGAGUACUUGAAGAAGACAGAAGAAAGGAAGAAGAAGAGAAAGUGGAAAGGCGUAGAAGAGAACACGAAGAAAGAGAAGCUAGGCGGCAAGAACGCGAUCUGAGAAAAUUAGAGCUGGAAGCAGAACUGUUGAAGCAGAGAGAGGCUAUUGAAGCCGCUAAUAGAGAGCAUGAACUAGAGCUCACUCGUCUA